This is a messenger RNA of Trichomonas vaginalis G3, 2244 nucleotides long. RefSeq lists its product as uncharacterized. The transcript has a single exon. The coding region runs from base 1 to 2244 and encodes 747 amino acids. The record is from RefSeq and is a predicted model, not a curated record. NCBI's taxonomy places the organism in Eukaryota, Parabasalia, Trichomonadida, Trichomonadidae.
AUGACUUUAAGCAGUUCUUUACUAAUCCAGGAGGAGAUAAACAAGUAUAAGUCCGACUUGAUGGAUUCCAUGAAGACGAAAUAUAAGAAUUUUGAAAAGUUUUGCACAGAAAAAACGGCAUUUGAACAUUUGCAACUUUAUAUUGAUCUUCUUCAACGAAUUAAAUUAGGAACUGCGACACCAGCUGCUAUUUCGAGUGAAUUAAUUGAUAUUUCACUUAUUUCGCCAACAGUUACCGAUUUUACGAAUUCAAAUUUAGACUUUUCCGUUUUUAUCAAUUUAAUCAAAUCAUUAUCACAAGAAGAGCAUAUUAAAGCUUGUAUAAUAUCAAUCGCGUUCUAUUUACUCCAUCAAAACUUAAAAUUUACAGAAUUCGUUAUUACCUUUCUUUUUCAUGACCUUCCAGAGCUAAAGGACUCAGUUCUUGGACUAUUUUGGAAUGCCGUACAGCUUGGCUCCCCUAAUAUUACAGAAAAAGAUUUCCAAAACUCAUUCAAAAUUUGGAGGAAUUCUCUUGAGUAUUUAAUGACAAUUAUGAAGUCCAUACAGAAUCUAUCAUUUUAUUUUCAUACCGCUAAGUUUGUUGCUGAAGUUAUUAAUCUCCUUCUCACAAAACCUUUAAAUUUUCAAAAAUUAGUUUCUCCUGAAAUUGUUCGAUUACUUUGCUACAAUCCAUUUACGGCUUUAUACAUAUCCCAAGGGAAAUCAGUGCUUACAUCCGCUUAUUUUUUACCUCCUUUGUCAUUAUUGUUAAAUGGACAAAUUGAAACAUCAAUCAACUUACUAGUUAGUUAUAUGCCAUACGCUCUCGAUGCUAUAGCGUCUUUUCUCGUCAAUUUACCAUUUGCUUCUGAACAAAAUGCAGAUAUGCAGUUUGCUUUGGCAAAUAAGCUCCUUCACAACCUUUCUUUAGGAAUAUCGACACGAGAUUUAUACCUAAUAAUACUUCGUCACUUCAUCAAAGCUCCAAUUUUACGCGAAUACUAUAAUAAUUUCAGAAAACUGAUUUUUUCGAAUACAGCGUUAGGUUUACGCCAAGCAUACAUUUGUAUAUUGAUUGCUGCAUUCACUGACUGCGAAACUCCUGGACUUUAUUCAUUAAUUCAAGAUUGUAGAGAAUCCAUCGCAAAAAUCUUUCAGUUUUCGACCAUGCUGUUCACACAAUGCGCUGUUGUAAACCGUAUAACAGAAAUGAUCCUGAUUUUCCUUGAAAAUCCUUCAUUUAAAUUCAAUAUUCAAUCUCCAACUCAUUAUAUAAUGCUCCAGCCCGACCAAAAGGUCAUUGAAAUGUUUCCUGUUUUAUUCCAGACCCUGAAUUCCUAUACAAAGAGUCCGGGAUCCGCUCAUUCGUAUUUUUCAUUUAUUUAUUCAUAUUUAAUGAAAAGUUCAGUCACGAAACUCGACACAUCGUUCGCAUUAGAGAUACUCUCAAGCAUAGAACGCUUCCAUGAGUAUCCUAGCGAUGAAGAUUGCUUUUCUAUUUAUAGAAGAUUUAUAAGAAAACUUGUUGUCACGAAAACCAACAUUUCGGAGUUUAUUCUUAUUUGUCUUACUGAUCUCCAACCAAUGAAUGCUCUUGGAGCCCUUUCUUUCGUGAAUUACGCUUAUCAAUUUAGAAUUCCUGAUUUUAUCAGUUACAUUAAGACAAACAGAAGCUUCAUUGUUAAUCUAAUUAAAUCAGGAAUGCAAUCAGAGCUUCCUGCAAUGUUUUAUACUUGUUAUGAAUUAAUGUCUUUAUUAGUUGAAGAUCCUGUUGUAAUUGUCAAUUUAAUUGAAGACAUUUUUAACUUUGAUCCAAGAAAUUCAAGAAAGAAGCUUAGAUUGUUAUGUUUGCUCGCAUUUACCAGCGGAAUUUAUAAAAUUGACCAGAUUUACAAAGGAUUUCUCAAAAUUUUGGAAAGUUUGAAGAAAGGAUUCUCAACAAACCUUGCAUACGUGUUUGUUCUCAGGUUUUUGGUUUAUUUAAAGCCAGAAAACGCAAAAAUUCAACUUUUAGAAAUUUGUAACUGUUUCCACAAAAGUACAAUUGAAAAUAAAUACUAUAUAAGGAAGACUGUUGAGGAUAUCUUGAAAAAUAUUACAUUAUCUCACGAUGAUUUGCUUUCUAUACCAAAUUUCACGAAAGUAAUCACUUUUGAGAUUGAAAACCAUGGUCAGUAUGACUACGAGUGCAGAUGGGAUGUUCCUUAUGGUCCUGUUGUUUGGUUGAGACCAAUUUUAUGCAGUGCUUAUAUUGAAUUGUAA